This is a messenger RNA of Arvicanthis niloticus (Nile rat), 4593 nucleotides long. It is a transcript of the gene Tnfrsf19, whose product is annotated as TNF receptor superfamily member 19. NCBI's taxonomy places the organism in Eukaryota, Metazoa, Chordata, Mammalia, Rodentia, Muridae. Gene Ontology annotation, cellular component: plasma membrane. Gene Ontology annotation, biological process: positive regulation of JNK cascade; positive regulation of canonical NF-kappaB signal transduction. The record is from RefSeq and is a predicted model, not a curated record. Gene Ontology annotation, molecular function: protein binding; signaling receptor activity.
CGGAGAAACGGCCUAAUUAAACACUGCUGUGGCGCUCUGCUGCGUUUCAGACACCCUGCUCUGGUGGGACUUCGUGCUUUUUGUCACAGGCAGCGGCCCGAUGCUGUAUACUGGAACCUGCACCGGUCCGGGACCUUACAGGUCAGGAGCACAGCGGCCCGAAGCAGUCCCGGUGUGUCCCUCUCAGUCAAGAGACACACAGCAGGGCUGUCCCGGGCAUGGCACAGACCAACGCGACUAGAAAUCAGGCUGACUGGCUUCUCCCGACCAGCCCCAAGGCACGGCAUGAUGUCAUGGGAGCUGCCACUCAGCGAGAUGAAAGGGAUGCGGCGCAGCAGCGCUGGCACUAGGCAGCCCAGCUGGGGCACCGCGCGCGAGAGAGCUGCAGAUCCAGCCGCUCAGCCCAGGCCGGGGAAGCUUGCUCUCCAGAGCUGGGGCAGAACAACGUGGCCCACUUUUAACAAAAGAACCAGAGGGUAGCGAACUUUCUAGAUCUGUGCGCGUAGAGAGUAAGCUCAGCCUUGCCUUUGAUGCGCAGCAACUGAUCGGCGAUCAGAUUACAGGCACUCCAUCUCCUAGUUCUCCUGCCUUUGAUCUGCGCGGGUAAUCCAUUUUCCUGGAUUUGAAGUUUGUCUGGGCUUGCGCCCACACACAUUUUUGGGAAGGUAAAAGCGUUUGGCGCGGAAGUGCUACCAAGCUGCGGAAAGUGUGAGUCUGGAGCACAGCACUGGCGAGUAGCAGAGAUAAACACGUCUGGUGAGAGCCAUGGCAUUCAAGGUCUUACCCGAACACAGGAUGCUGUUCUUCACUGCCAUUCUCCUCCUAGGCCACUUGUCAUGGAAAGUGAAUUGCGAAACUGGAGAUUGCAGACAGCAAGAAUUCAAGGAUGGAGCUGGAAACUGUGUCCUCUGCACACAGUGUGGACCCGGCAUGGAGUUGUCCAAGGAAUGUGGCUUCGGCUAUGGGGAGGAUGCACAGUGUGUGCCCUGCAGGCCGCACAGGUUCAAGGAAGACUGGGGCUUCCAGAAGUGUAAGCCAUGCGUGGACUGUGCGCUGGUGAACCGCUUUCAGAGGGCCAACUGUUCACACACCAGUGAUGCUGUCUGCGGGGACUGCUUGCCAGGAUUUUACCGGAAGACCAAACUGGUUGGUUUUCAAGACAUGGAGUGUGUGCCCUGCGGAGACCCACCUCCUCCCUACGAACCACACUGUACCAGCAAGGUGAACCUUGUGAAGAUCUCAUCCACCGUCUCCAGCCCUCGGGACACUGCCCUGGCUGCUGUCAUCUGCAGUGCUCUGGCCACGGUGCUGCUAGCCCUGCUUAUCCUAUGUGUCAUCUAUUGCAAGAGGCAGUUCAUGGAGAAGAAACCCAGCUGGUCUCUCCGGUCACAGGACAUUCAGUACAAUGGCUCUGAGCUGUCAUGUUUUGACCAGCCUCGGCUCUGCCACUGUGCCCAUAGAGCAUGUUGUCAGUAUCGCCGGGACUCAGCCCCAGCAUAUGGGCCUGUUCACCUGAUUCCAUCCUUGUGCUGUGAGGAGACCCACAGUUCUGUCCGAGCUGCUGCGCUUGGCUGUGGGCUGCAUUCUACUGCUACCCUUCAGGAGAGAAACACAGCUUCUGUGGGGGACACGAUGCCAGCCUUCUUUGGUUCUGUUUCCCGUUCCUUCUGCGCUGAGUUCUCUGAUGCCUGGCCUCUGAUGCAGAAUCCUCUGGGUGGUGACAGCUCUCUCUGUGACUCUUAUCCUGAACUCACUGGAGAAGAUAUCAAUUCCCCCAAUCCCGAAAAUGAAAGCUCAACAUCUCUGGAUUCCAGUGGUGGCCAGGACCUGACUGGGACAGCUGUUCCAGAUUCUUCUGGAAAUUUUUCAGAAACUAUUGACUCACCUAGAUAUGGUGAUACUGAUACGGUCUGGGAGCAGACCCUAGCUCAGGAUGCUCAAAGGACUCCAAGCCGAGGAGGCUGGGAAGGCAGUGAAAACCUGAAUCUAGCCACACCCACAGCCUUCCAGGAUGCCUAAAGGCCAUCUUUCUGACGUGGAGGUGUGGGUCUGGACACGCCUGUGGUGAGGCUUACAGACUUAGCAGUCUUGACCUUCUAUGGUGUCUGGAAGCAAAAGUAAAUCUCAACCAAACUGGCAGCAUUUCCAUCCUUCCAGCCACUUGCUUCUGAGCCAGACCAGCUGUAAGCUGAAACCCCAGCAAGAAGCAAAGAGAGACCGUAGGCGUCCUUGGGACCUGCACUUCUUCCCUAACCAAGAACCUUAGCUGGGGCCAAUUUGAAGGACCCAUGGGUGGAAUGUGCUGCCUGUGAGAUUGUGGGCACAGUAGGACCCAGCCUGGCUCCUUCUUACAUUCAUGGUGAAUGUGGUUUCACAAGACCCAGAGUAUAAACUUUCACAGACAUUCUCUUUUAGAAAUAAUCCUUUACCCUGUGAAAAAGCCUUAACAGAUGACUUUCUUAGGUUUUAGGCAGAGCUCUGAGGUUUCUGUUGAAGAAAGGCACUUUCUAAUCAGCAGAAUGGUAUACUUCAGUGGUUUGAAGGGGCUUCAUAGCCCUGCCUGAAUUGUAAUUUGGUGAAGUCGACUGGCCUGUUUGUUGCGAGCAGUUCCUUUGGCCUCUUCCCCAUGAACGUACAACAGUAUUGACGGGAGAGGAGGCCUGGGUUAUUGAAAGUGGCUGUGAAUGGGGUUAAGAAUGUAGCAGGUUAGGGGGAGGGGAUAUAGAAGGGAGAAGGCAUCACUUUAAAGUUAAAACCACCUACUAUGCAUAUCCUGGCUGUGAACCUUAGGACUGUGGAAGCAUGUGUUAGUGCUGCCCUGUGCUGAACUUCCAAGGCCCAGAUUUCUUAUAUAGAAAGAAGAUAUUUAUGAGUAUACUAACUCGUGAUCUACACCUGAACUUAUAUAAAUGGCCUCAGCACACCAAGCACACUUCUGAAAAGUCCUUCAGUGAGAACACACUGCACAUGAGAACCAGACGUGGAAGAGCAUGGUUGGCCCACAGUUUGGAAGAAUAAGAUCCCUGGUGUAAUAUGGCAUUCUGAUGUAGGCAUGCUGUGUAAGGUAUUCCCUCUUCUUCCGUGGUGGCAUUUACCUUCCAGAACAAUCCGUAAGACUAAGGAAGAACUGGGGCUCAUUUUCUCUUCAUCCUUUGCCCUACGGCUUCAUUGAGCAAGAUAGCCUUGGUUUCCAGUUUGAACUUACAUGAGCAGAUCUGACCUCAGCCUUUCAAUCCUCUGCUGUUGCUCUGUUCCAUUGACACUUUCAAAAGAGCCCGAUCUGUGAGCAUCGGUGUGAGAGCAUUCACUAGCAUGUUUGUUCUGCAGCUGCCCUGCUUAAAUCAAGCUCUUUUACCGAACACUGAAACCAAACAUUGAGAUGUUAUCUUCCUAAACUGUAUUUUUUUUCUUAAUCUUCUGUUUACCCCCAAGGUUUCCUCUCAUUGUAAGACAUGAAUAGAUUUAAUGACCCUUCUUCCUGUAGCCUCUCUCUAUUCCUAAUAGCCUUUUGAUGUGUGUCUUCUGGCUUGUCUGUAUCUAUUGCUUCUCAUGCUGUCUGUUCUUUUACCAGAUGUAGGAAGAACACUGCCAUAGAGCAUCUCGUGGUAGCCCAUAUCUGCUUUUAUGUCCUCAUGGUGCCCGGUCACAACCUAUUGGCAUUUUUGUUUGUGUGUCCCCAACCGUUAUUAUGAGAACUGACUUUAGGGAAGUCAUAAAGUAUGUAGGAUUUAAGCAGCAGACGUCCAUGAGGAUGCAAGCUGAGCCCCCCUGAGUGGCCUCCUCCCCAUGCACAUGUGUGUGUCAUUGUUUGCAACCCAAUCAUCUCUGUUAUGACAGGGAUGAUCAAAGCCAGCAGGGUUGUGUUCCUUUAUGUAACCUGAAGAUAUUUUCCACAUGCUGAGCCCUGAUGGACUUCAAAGACAGACACAGCUGGGGAAAGCCAGUCUGAUGGAGGGGAGACUCUGGCCCCAAAUUCUGAAACAUCACUUUUAAUCAGAAGAGAAAUACCGAGGGUUAAAAAUUGAUUUCAUUUGAUACUGCAUUUGGAAGAUCCUGGAUUAUCAUCAAAAAGGAGACAUCCUUCCACCAGCCACUCUAGAAACAUGCAAUGAUGUUUUACAUUUCACAUUCUUUGUAAACAAGAGAGAAAAACUACGACCUGCACUUCACAUUAUUGGAGCAUCUUACAAGGCUGUUUACAUAGGAGCUAAUGUCAGACACUGGGGCACCAGUGCCACCUUUCCUGUGGCAGAAGACAGGAUAAAAUGGAGACAAGAAUUUUUGAAUCAGUCAGGUCAGGUCAUAUGUUUUCUAUUUUGAAUAUAUGGAAUAUAUUUUGAAUCAAGGUUUUCUACUUUAAAGAGUUACUGCUGCUGUUACUUAGUAUAAAUACUGCUGCCUGUGUUCGAAGAAAAAGAGCAGAAAAGAAAAGAGAAACAAUCAUGGCUUUUAUGAUAGUUUGUUUCUGCCCAGAUUUCAUCACAACUGUUUUACAUACUGGAAUUUAUCAACUGUAAGUUACCGCUUUCCAAUACAAACCUUUUUUUAGUGCUUUUUAAAAAUUGUGAAUAAAAUUGAUACUUGUUAUUCUUA